Drosophila subpulchrella is the source of this 2726-nucleotide messenger RNA. RefSeq names its product loricrin. NCBI's taxonomy places the organism in Eukaryota, Metazoa, Arthropoda, Insecta, Diptera, Drosophilidae. Bases 317 to 1762 code for a protein of 481 amino acids. The record is from RefSeq and is a predicted model, not a curated record. The transcript has 5 exons.
CAAUAGUCGCCGCCAUAUUUUUUCACUAAACGCAGACCAACGCGCUCCGGACACCCGAAAAAUGUUUAGAUAAAUAAGUUAAAUAAGAUAAGCCAUAGUUGAAAGUGCAUCGAUUAGAGCAGUGAGUAAGUGACCAGUGACCAUCGACAGCAGCGAUUCCCGGUCGCCAGCAAAAAUCGCACGACUCUCCGGCAUCCGAGCGCUGCUUCUUCUUCCCCGGGCUUCUGCAGUCUCGAAAUCCGCGUCUGAUUUAAAGGAGUCCCAGUGCAAGUGUUAGUGCGUGUGUUCCAGAGUGCUUAGUCAGCCAGCGAGGAUCAUGGAAGGAGCUUCAGUGUCCUCGCCAUCGAUGGGCGGCCCACGUGGCGGCGGCUUCCGCGGACGCGGUGGUGGAGCACCGAUGCGCGGUGGCUUCGAUCGCGGACGUGGUCGUGGCGGUCGCGGCCACUUCAUGGGUGGCAUGCGCGGAGGCGGCGGCAGCGGGAUGGGCGGGGGACCGCCCAUGCAAGGCAUGAUGUCGGGUCCUCCGCGGGGUAUGCGAGGUUCCCGCGGCGGAAUGGGCUACCAGGGACGCGGCGGUGGCUAUCAGCCGCGCGGUGGCGCCCCCAUGGGCAUGCGUGGUGGUCGUCCGCCCUUGUACUCCCAACCUCCCAAACAACACACAGGUGCCGAAAAUAACAAGACCGUGUCGCCAGUGCCGACUUCGACGAUCAGUGGAGAACAGCCAGCGGUUGAGCCAGCCGGCGACGAUGCCACCGAUGGCCAGACAUCGUCGGCCGCUCCUUCGAGCAACUCGCAUGGCGGCAGCUCCGCCCCAGGUGGCAGCAAUGGCGGGGGACCUCCUCCGUAUCUGGGCCGUGGCCGUGGACGCGGCGGUCCCUUCAGCGGACGCGGACGAGGUGGCGGCGGCUACAACUCGCACAUGAACGGCAGCGGCGGCGGAGGCAGCAUGUAUGGCGGCUCCCACAGCCACCACAGCAACUCCAUGGGCGGCGGUCCGGGCGGAGAGCAUGGCUCGAUGCCCAGACGUGGAGCACCGCGCGGCAGGGGCGGCUACAAUCAAGGUAUGAGUCGGCCACCCUUGCAUCAUCAUCAGGCACAUAAUCCCAAUACACAACUCGCACCGGUACCAGCUCUCAAACGUGGCGCUCCCGGUGGUCCUGGUCCCAAGCGCGGUCGCUACGAGGGCGGUCCCUACGGCCAACGGCCCAUGACGCCCAAGUACCACUCCACCCAGCAGCACAUGGGUGGCGGCGGAGGCGGCGGCAUGUCCUCACAGUCGUCAUAUGGCUCGCCGCCAAGUCACCAUGCGCCAGCGCAGAGUCACCAUAGCUACCAGACUCACGACCAGACCCAGCAAGUGGAUCCCUAUGCGCAGAGCGGCUACAGCACCCAGACCACUCAGCAGGGAUACAAUGGCUAUGGCCAGAGCGGCGGCAGCAGCUAUGCGGCUCACACAUCGCAGACAAGUGCUCCGGCCAGCAGUAGCUACGCGGCCCACCACGGCACUGAGUACGAUCAGAGCCAGUAUCAGAACUACAACAGCUCGACGGGCUAUGCUGCUCCGCAGGACACGCGGUACCAGUCGUACAGCCAGGACUACAGCCAACAGUACGGCUCGACUGCCGUGGACUACAAUGCCGCCGGGCAAGCGGACUACAGCCAGCAUGGACAGCAGAGCACUGGCUACGAUGAGCGUGCCUAUGCGGGUUAUGAUUCGCAGGCCUACUCGCAGAACUAUUCGAAUGCAGCCGCCUACUACUAGACAACCGCUUUCCACUCCCACCCCUGACGGCACACUAGAGAUCAGAACGCUGCGCGUGCUCCGAUAGGCCAAGAAACCAAAUAAAAAGGGAUUAGGGCAGAAAGAAAUCGAGUAACAGGAAGGGAAUCUAUGUUUAAUGCAGCAAAUAACUUGCAAUACAUUAUGAUACACAACACACACACGCGGUCACUCAGAACAUACAAUUUUAGUAGUAAGGAUACAGUUCUCUUUUUCUUAGCAUUUAAGCCAAAUCGUGUUUCGACGUCUUUCUAUAUAAACCCCUUGCCCAAAUUAAUUUUUCCCCACUUGUUUUCGUUUUGUCUCCCCCAUGAAUCCUGAACAGAAAUAUUGAAAAUACCCGCAUUGCCUGUUGUUUAAUGUUUUCUUUAUAGACAAACGGAGCUAGCCUGCACUGAGCUCCAGCCUAAAAAAAUGAUUAUGUGCUCCUCCUUAGUUCCAUUUACAAUUACAAUUCAACUGUGACCAAAGUAUGCUAAAAUCAUAUUUUUUAUAUGACGGGAAACUACGAGUACGUACAUGAUCUUCUUAAUGAACUAAACUAAAUUUAAACAUUUUGUGAAUCAUGUCAAAUUGUAUACAAAUGAAUGCAAUGUAUAUUUUAGUUAUUAAGCUCAAAACCGCAAACGACUCUCGACAGUGAAAGUUGAUUUUCAAUCCCAUAUACUCCUGAAAAGCGUUUAUGAUUUUUCAAGAAUGUGUUUUUUCUUUACCAUCUCGACGUGAAUGACAGAAGCCAGACUUAUUAUUUUCUUUUUGUUUAAAAAAAAACUCUUAUAGCCACAAUUUAAGCAAAAAAGUUCGUAAUUAUGUAACUCCUUUAAACUAAGCUGAGAAAAACAAGUAACGAAAUACACAAAAUAUAUUAGCAAAAGAUGCAAAAAUCAUAACCAUUAUCAAAGUCAAUAAAAUAAUGUUCAAAAAUGUGUUUAAUGCAUUAAACUUA